AUGUCGCUUGUUCUUGGUGCUGAUGCUCUGGGUUUGAGUAUCUAUGAGCCUGAUAAUCUGUUAAACCCCAAAGUUGGGUUCCCAUGUCCGGAAAUUCGAAACUCUUUUCACGGUAAGGCGUUUAUAAUCCAACCAGCAGAAAAGACUGCAAAGGAAUUCUACAUCUCGGUGGAGAAAUCCAAGAUUAAUAAGCACAUUUUGGCGUUGCUCACCGGCAAUCAUGAGCUGUACAUGCGUAGAAGGAAGUUUGACUAUCGAAGUGUAGUAGAUGAAGGCACAGGCAAAACGGGACGUGAAUUGAAGGAGGAACAUUUACCCUGGUGA
This is a messenger RNA of Hydatigera taeniaeformis, 324 nucleotides long. The record is from the annotation of a GenBank genome assembly. Lineage: Eukaryota; Metazoa; Platyhelminthes; Cestoda; Cyclophyllidea; Taeniidae.